GUGAGAUGUCCAUUUUGACUUCGUACUUUGUCGUACGACAUCGUCAAUUUUCAAAAAUUGGAACGCAAGUGCUUUGAUUACACUCUGAAAUUGUUCAGGAACGUAAAAUUAUUACACACCCAUCGAGUGCUAAAAAUCAUAAUUUUUCGGUUCUGCAGUAUAAUAAUUUAUUUAUUUAUUAAGUAUUGUGGUCCGCAAUUUUUUUGGUUUUAUCAGCACAACAUGAAUUCUGAUCAAAAAGAAAAUUCGAAAUACCCUAAGUCCACAUGGUUUGUCGUUGUAAAUGAAUUUUGUGAACGAUUUACCUACUUUGGAUUAAAAACUGUUUUGAUUUUGUACCUGACAAGAAUAUUGCAGUUCAAUGGUGACGAGUCAACGAUUAUAUAUCACAGUUUCAUAUUUCUUGCGUGUUUCAUUUCAUUGCCAUGUGCGAUCUUGGGAGACUCUUAUUGGGGAAAAUUCAAAACAAUAAUAUGUUUGUCAUUUUUCUACGUAUUGGGAUGCUUACUGCUGACCGGUGGAUCAAUUGCAGAUAUGUUCAGCCUCGACGUUCAAAAAAUCUUUGCUUUACUCGGGUUAUUUUUUUUAUCCGUUGGUACGGGAGGUGUAAAGCCGUGCAUUUUUGCGUUCGGCGGAGAUCAAUUUCAAUUGCCUCAACAAGAAAAACAUUUACAACUCUUCGCUACCAUGUUCACGUUGGCCAUAUACACUGGAUCGUUGAUCUCAACGUGUUUGAUGCCCGAGUUGAGACACAGCAUACAUUGUUUUGGGAAAGACUCGUGCUUUCCGCUGGCUUUCGGUGUUCUGACUAUUAUGAUGUUGACUGCUUUAGUGAUACUCGUUUCUGGAAAAAACAUGUACGUGAAGAAAAAACCAGAAAAUAACAUCUUAACGAGGACAUUCAGUUGUAUUUUUUACGCACUGAGAACGAAGAUUACUUCGGCUGCUCCGUGCGAAACCCACUGGUUGGAUAACGCAAAGGGAAAGUUCACAGAAUCAGAGAUAUCAGAUACAAGAUCUAUCCUAGAUGUGAUCUGCGUAUUUACAGCAUGUCCUAUUUUUUGGUCACUGUACGAACAACCGGGUUCAAGGUGGACAUUACAAGCCACGCUGAUGAAUGGUCACGUGGACUUCUUAAACUGGACAAUAAAACCAGAUCAAAUCCAGAUGCUAGUACCAUUAUUUGGAAUAAUCGUGCUCGUACUCUUUGACAACGUUUUGCAUCCGAUGUUUGUGGUGAUAGGCAUCCGGAAGCCAUUACAAAAGCUAACUUUUUGCGGUGUCCUGGCGGUCAUAGCAUUUGUGUUUGCGGCCCUACUGCAAUUUAAAAUAGUUGGAAAUACAACUGAGAUACCAUCUGGCCAAGGGCGAAUAUACAUCUAUAACGGAUUCGAUUGCAACGUGUUCGUGCAAUCAAAGUCGUUACACGUACAACAUCAAAUCGGUCCACUCGGUAUGUUCAACGUCAGUCAUACGGUCGUGUCUCAAAAUAUCUCAGGAGACGUCGCGGUCGUUGGAAUCACAAUAGGUUUCGAAACAAAGUGCAGUUUUGUGCCAGAAAACUAUGAGUUCAAUACUACUCUAACAAUAAUCGAAGGAAAAGAGAUUUCUUAUCAUUUGACCCGAUUAAAUCCAAACAUAAUUGCAUUAAAUCGUGUUGGUAUUCAUGACAGUAUAGUCAGAGAAAAGUUUGGGAACCCAACUUUAAGAAUUUUGAUCGAUCACACUUUUGAUUUUAACGAUAAUAUUACAUUGACCAAUGUAGAUCACAACUCGUUUACUUCAUACUCUCUAUUAUCGUUUCGUGGGAUGAACUUUAAUGCCAUCAAUAUAGGAAAAUAUAAUGUAUUCUACAACGGAAUUAUGUUACCCACUCCAACUAUGGACAUAAUACCAGCGACGUUUUAUACAAUUACAUUACAACGAAAUGGAGAUAAAAUGGAUGUAAGAUUAUUUACCAAAGACGAAGGAAACUAUAUUCACAUACUAUGGCAGCUUCCACAAUAUUUGUGCAUGAGUAUAGCCGACGUCAUAUUCAUGGCCACCAUAAUAAAAUUCGCCUUUACUGAAGCCCCAAUUAGCGCGAAGUCGAUCCUAGCCACCAUUAAUUUAUUGACAGGUGCACUUGGAAAUUUGUUGGUCAUUACCAUUUCAACAAUGUCGUUUAAAAAUCAGGCACACGAAUUUUUACUAUACGCUGGUCUUAUGCUUGCUGAUACGUUUUUAUUGGGUUACUUCAGUGUGGUUUAUAAAAAUAAAAACUCCAAUACAUCCGAAGACAUGACACAAAACGAGAACAAAAUUGAUGAAACUAGUGUUUCCGACUGAAUACAGAAAAAUUGUACUAAACUGGCAACAAGGCCAGACUAGAAGAAUUAUAUUAUUUUUUGUAUAUCUAACUAUAUGUUAUAAUAAUAUAUAAUUUACUUAUAUUGUAUUUCCGUAAACAAAAUAUAUUAUGA
Messenger RNA from Metopolophium dirhodum (rose-grain aphid), 2462 nucleotides. Its product is annotated as solute carrier family 15 member 2-like. Gene Ontology annotation, cellular component: membrane. The record is from RefSeq and is a predicted model, not a curated record. Gene Ontology annotation, biological process: transmembrane transport. Gene Ontology annotation, molecular function: dipeptide transmembrane transporter activity. NCBI's taxonomy places the organism in Eukaryota, Metazoa, Arthropoda, Insecta, Hemiptera, Aphididae. The coding region runs from base 223 to 2328 and encodes 701 amino acids. The transcript has 15 exons.